Molecule: messenger RNA, 7031 nt
Organism: Castor canadensis (American beaver)
Lineage: Eukaryota; Metazoa; Chordata; Mammalia; Rodentia; Castoridae
Gene: Tshb
Product: thyroid stimulating hormone subunit beta
Biological process (GO): G protein-coupled receptor signaling pathway
Cellular component (GO): cytoplasm; extracellular region
Molecular function (GO): hormone activity
Source: RefSeq, a predicted model, not a curated record
GGGGUUUGAACUCAGGGCUUCACACUUGCAAAGUGGGCACUCUACUGCUUGAGCCACACCUCUAGUCCCCUGGUUAGUUUUUUCAAGAUCUUGCAGAGGAUUCUUUACAUCUGUGGCUCUAAUAUAAUGGAACCAACUCUAUCCUGUAGAGGGAGCUCACAUAUGUGAAACACUUGAGAAAACCAAAUUCCAUGAAAUUCUUAUGUCUUCAGGCUGGGAUUGUAGCUUAGCAGUAGCCUGGGCUGAGGCUCUGUGUUCGAUUCCCAGAACUACAUAAAGCAACCUAAUGAAGUCACAGUAAUUCUUAUGUGUUUGCUUCCUAACUCAAAUACCAACAAAACAAAACAAAACAAAACAAAAACCUCCGAGGAAUUGCUUGAUUAUGCAAUAAUUUAUUUAACCCUUCUUUCUAAAAUGGCUUAGUUUACUUCCCUAUCUAUGCACAAAUAAAUAUAGUAAACAUAAGGAAAUCUUUGAUAAUUAUGGGCCUCCAAGUCAUAAUUUGGGUUCUUUCAGAGUGCAUGGAACAAUCUGUACUUUUAUUUUUCCUGUUCAUACUUGGCUGUUCCAUUGGGCCAUCAGCCUUGUAGGUCAUGGACUCGUCAUAUCUAUUUUGUGUCUCUCAGCCUGACUAAGAGAUGCUCAAUAUACAUUUAUCCAAUUUAGCUGCAGUUCUCACUCUAGGAAUAAAAAUAGUUGGAAUGACUACUAAUCUGUAGAAGUUGACAUUUAAAAUAAAUCCCUGGUAACUUGUGUAAUGUGGUUUUCAUUUUUCCUUAUAAGUUUAUUGAAGACAAAAAUUCUGGUUAACUAAGUCCAAUUGUAUGAGGUUUCAGUAAACAGAAGUUUUAGAGUCUGCAACUUAAAUGCUGUUGGGAUAUAAUUGACUUGAGAAAAUAUUGAUACUUUUUUGAUGACUGAAUAAAAAUGUUAAGGGAAUAAUAAUUUAAUAGAAUGAACAAACAACUUUGUGUUUGAAGGUAACAGUAUUGCUCCAUUAAGGUGUGUAUUUUCUUUACGGACAAUGAUACUUGAGAUGAAAAAAGAUCCAAACACUCCUAGCUAGUUGCACAAUAUUAACAAAAUUAAAAAACUCUUCUUAAUCUUGGAGGUGAUCAACCUACAUCCUAAAGUCUAAAAUUUGAUUACCCUCUCUCAGUAGCAGAACCAAAAUAAUUAUGUCAUAACAUUACCCAGAUCAUUGCAAUAACAAAUCUCCAUUAAACACGCUCUACUGAGGUGCAUGUUCUGUUUAUGUCUGGGGCAGAGUGGACCCUCUGUGGUCUCUCAUGCAGCCAAAAAUAUUUAAUAUUCCUGGUUAACCCAUAAUAGACUGGUCAUUCUUGAUCAUAUUGUUCUCAAUGAGUCAAACUAUAUUCUUAAGGUGAUGACUUCCAUACAUCUUCUGUGUAAGAUAAGGUUUUCUUUGCUCCAAAUGUAUGUUCAACCUUAAAAGAAUAUUCUAAGGGCUCAGAAGGGGGACCCUAGAUUUCUGAAUUAGUCCCUAACACCAUUGGCAAUUUUAGCUAAGAUUUUCUGGACUUUCUCUAGCUUCAUAGUAUCUUCCUUCACUGGCAAUGGGUGGGAUUAUAUGCAAGGUUAAUGCAUUGAGAUGGUAUCAAAGUUUGGGUAUGCUUUUUUCUUGAUUUCUGUGCCAUUUCUUAUUAUGACCAAGAUGCUUGUUGGCCUUUAAACUAUUGAACAAAAGUGUUUAGAAAAUUACAGUUCAGUUUUGCCCUAAGACAAAGGAAGCAUUCAGUAAAUGGUAGUUGUACUUAUUACUGGCUGUGUGCCUGUGUUCAUAUAUAUGUAUAAACUUUUCCCAAGUGUGCUUUUGAAUGUCCUGAACGGAUACAUGUACUAGCCUCUUUAAUUUUUUUCUUUGAUUUAGCAUGAGUGCUCUCUUCCUGAUGACCGUGCUGUUUGGUCUUGUAUGUGGGCAAGUAAUGUCUUUUUGCAUCCCAACCGAGUAUACAAUGUACGUCGAUAGGAGGGAGUGUGCUUAUUGCUUAACCGUCAACACCACCAUCUGUGCCGGGUAUUGCAUGACACGGGAUAUCAAUGGCAAGCUGUUUCUUCCCAAAUACGCGCUGUCCCAGGAUGUGUGCACAUACAGAGACUUCAUCUACAGAACUGUAGAAAUACCUGGAUGCCCACACCACGUUGCUCCUUAUUUCUCCUACCCCGUUGCUGUAAGCUGCAAGUGUGGCCAGUGUAACACUGACAACAGUGACUGUAUAUAUGAGGCCACCAAGACUAACUACUGCACCAAACCGCAGAAGUCCUAUCUGGUGGGAUUUUCUGUCUAACUGUAGUGACAAUAUCAUUUGCAAUUUGGUUAAAUAUAUUUACCUGGAAUAGAAUUAAUAAAAUAUCAUUGUUUCCCAGUAACUUGUGUACACUGGAGUGCGAUUUCAUCCAUACGCAUACCCACAAAGGCAUUAGAGCAUGUAAGAGGCUUUAGAAGAAAAUAUGAAAGAGCUUUUCACGAUUUUCACAUGAAAGAGCAGGCCACAGGUAAAAUGCAGAAAGAGACAUGAAAUGCUAGUAAAAGGCAGCCUUGAGUGGCUUCUUCUAACAGAGGGCCAGGAGCCUUGUAUCCACCCAGAAAUUGAAUGUGGGACUACUACAGAGUUGUGGGAAAAGGUAAUGUGGUCAGAAGCUGAAGGAACACAUGGCAUCCGGGUGCCAGACAUGCGUCUUCCAAAGGCUGGAAGUAGGACUGGAGUGGAGUUGGGGAGAAAGAACUGUGAAAUCUGCCAUAUAAUACUUUAUCCUAGUCAUUCACUGGAUAAAACUCCACCAAAAAGUCAGUAAAGACUAUGAAAACUAUUUUCUUUAAUUACUCUAGUGGGCUAAUUGAACUAUGCAAGUUAUAUCCCAAAAGGUCAAUUUACAAAGCCCAGAAAAGAGGCCAUGAUCAUUUUACAUGUGGACUUCUAAAUCCUUCAUAGUCCUUCAAGUAAUAGGAGACACUUUCCAGCAUUUAUACCAAAGGCAACUUGUGCUAUUUUGGUUUUUGAUAUCAUGAAACAUUAGCACAGUUAUGAAAGAUUUGAAGGACGGGGGAGAAUGCUGCGGGAUUGGAUGGAGUAGCCAUCUCAAUUCCAAUCUAACUCUUCAUCAAUACUGAGACACUCGGUUCUGCUGAACAUGCUGGGUAAAUGGCUAUUUUUAUUUACCUUCUUUACAUAUACUCCUUCUUAAGAGUUCGGCUUCAACAGCUGCUUGAAGUGAGACAGACCUAGUGCUCUAUAGACUUGGCCUCACAAAGACUAUUUAUCCUCUACUUGUCUGUUACUCGCCAUCCACACUGCCAACAUAAAAGUGAACGCUGAUUGUCAGCAGAGCCAUUUGACUUUGCUGUAUCCCACAGCUGCUGGUUAGUCAGCUGAGCAUCUUGCAAAUGCUCGCAUGGUGACAGUGCCCACAGCCAAGAGGGAGGUAGUACACAUAGAUUAGUAUCAAAUCAGUGCUUUGCCAAUGGGGAGAAAAUAGUUGUGCAUUGCAUACAAAACAGCCAGGAACCUGUAUUAUUUUUAUCUUAAUACUUGAAGUUAAUACUUGCAUGAUCUCCAAAUACUAAUCUGGGGCUUAGGGUUCUCUUAUCAGUUGAUAACAUGAACACUUAAAGCUGCGUAUCAUAUAGAACUUUAUCAAAUAUAGAUCUUUGAUUAAUGAGUAAAAAAGUCUACAUUUCAAACCUACCUGGCACUAACCACAAAUAAUUUUCAUGCAUUCUGAAAAUUUUUUCCCCAGGGACUUGAGGUUUAGGGGAGUCCUUUAUAAACAGUCCAGCUCUGAGAGAUUUUAAUUCCAUUCUUUUUUGUCUUUAUUUACUUAAAUAGGCUUCCUCAACCUGUAGGGAAGAGGCCAGGCUUCGACAUGGGGCCUCCUCGCUCUAGGGAAAUCCAACUGGAAUAGCACAUGUGAAUACUGUUAACUAUUCUUGAAAGUGGAGUUGUCUAAGACAGAAAAUCCUGAGGUCAGAGCUCAGGAAUUGGGUGACCAGCUACUUGCCUCAAGUGGAUCCAGACAUUUGGGGACAUGGGAGUGCUACUUUGAAGGGUCUUGGGUGUCCUUUAGGUUUCAGACAGGGACAAUGGAUACAGAGAGCUUAGAAAUGAGAAGAGGAAGAAGAAUCACUGCUGACAAAAUAGGAGAAAGAUGGAAACUGGAACUUCUGAAGUGACCUUCAAAUUCAAUUUAAAGUUUAAAGGAGUCAGUUAUUGGCAGAGGAAGUUUAAGACUCAGUGCUUCCAGGAAAAAGCUCUCUUUCUCACUGAACUAAAAAGAGUUUUUUAAACACACACACACACACGUAUGUAUAAACAUAGCUGGAUAAGUUUAGGGUCAGUGCAGCAGCAACCUCUUUUUCUCAUGGUCAAACCCUUUAGUGAAUGGGCCAGCAUGGAUGUACUGGAAGGUAGUAACAUGGUACUUCCUGGCAACAAGAAAUUCUAAUAAUAGAAUUUUAUAUAAGAAAUUGUUUUCUUUGUUUAAGAGACCCAAGUCUGAGUCUAAACGCCACAAAAAUUCUUUUAUCAAGGUAAUAGCCAUUCUAACUCCAUUGCUUGAUGUUGUGUUUUUCUCCACCCUCUUUUAAGUCCUACAUAUUUUCCUUAUUCUUUUAAGACAAUUCUGUCUUACUCUCUUUACUUCUGCUAUCCUCCUGCUACCUUCUCGCUCUGUCUACUUAGUGCCUAUGUCCUUUCUUCUGUUUCAUGUUGAUUUUCCUUGGGAGUUUUUGGCACACCUGGUUUCCAUUCAAGUGGUGUGAGUGGGGCUCUUGGGGUGGACAUGUAUGCAGGCUCUAUCAAGCUUUACUAGUUAAUGACCUGAUCCCUUCCAACAGAAAUCAAUCCUAGAACGUUUAACUGUAGGAAAGAGGAGUGCUUGGCUUGUUGGAGUUCCUGAGUCUGUAGAAUGUGAGUUUGGAUCCACUUCUGGCCAUCUUUGGCAUCUCUUGCAAAUGGCCAUCUUGAGAAAAAAAAAAAGAGCCAAACUAGAAGACACCAAGAGAGACUGAGGAGAGGUAGACCUACUGAUAUCACUGGGGCCUCAUCUGAAGCCAGCCUGAUCCUCAAAGAAACCUCCACUUUUUUUUUCUGACACACCUGAAAAAUCCUAACAAAUUCAGCAUCUUUACCACUAGAUUCAGAAGAUAUUCCUGAUUCCACCCUUCAUCUCCUCCAGAAGGUACUCAUGUAUCUUUCUCUACUUCCUCUUUCUUGACCUUCUCAGUAUGAAGCAUCCUUCCAUCUCUUUCCAUCCUAAAAAGAAAAACAAAACAACCAAAAAACCCAAAAGCAAACAACCCUCUUUUAACCCUGUGCAAACUUCUAGUUAUUUUUCCCAUCACUCCUUGUGUUCUUAUUCCACGUUUAUUUUUGUGAAGAAACCCAUUAUACCAGCUAUCCUCAUUUCUCUUUUCAGUCCACUACAAUUUGGCUUUCACUCCUAACUUCCCUUGAAACUAUUACAGUAUGGGAAACAAUGGGAGCUAGUGGUCCAAUAUACAAGGCACCUCUUGCCUUGACCUCUCUGCUUCCCAAGGGUCUCCCAGAAGUGAAGGCCACAUAUCUGCAUGCACAACGCAGUAGUCAUGAAUUUAUAAUUAGUCCUAAUGAGGAUGAAAUCAACCUUUUCUCAUUUUCUUCAUGCUUUUUCUUUCUACCCUUCUCCAAAAUGACUCGAAAUCUAUGCCAUGGUCUUCAGCUGGCAAUGGUAAGAAAGGUCUGGACUGUAUUUUUCUGGGUGGUUUUGCUUGAUUCUGUAAAGUGAAGAUUCCAAACUUUGAAAGAAGGUCUAGAGUUUUAAUAGUUUUAUUUGUCUUACUGACCCUUGGUCACUAAAUACAGAACAUCUAAAAAAAGUUGAGUUGGUAUUAAUUUGACCUCAGGUGUUCUAGGAAUUACACUCAUUUCAGUAAUCUGCAGAUGGUUUCACCCUUAAAGAAAUCAUAACUUUCCUUUUCUGCUUAAGGAGUUAAGAAAUGGAAAGUUCUGAAGGAAUGCAGGCAGCUAAGCGAGACUUUCUGAGGGCAAGAAACAGAUGGGAGUAAAUAAUUGUGAGCUUUGAACUUGCUAUCACAGAGGGUUCCAAGUUUUUAAACUUGAAUUUCUCAGUGGAGAUUUAAUCAUGAGAGGUAGUGUAUCUUGUUGGAGCUGGGCGCUAUCACUUUUAUGUGGAAGAUUUCUGAGUUAGUUUUAAUCCAGAUUCUUUCCUGAGCUUCAGGGCCAUGUAUCCAAUAUCUAUUUACACUUCCUCUUGGACAUCCUGUAGCCAUCUGCUACUCACAUCUUCAUUUCCUCCUGGGUGUCAUUCUGUCCCAGCUCCCAAGUCAGAACUUGCACAACCUGGCAAUUAGUCCAGGUUCCUCCUUAGCUCAUCCAUCAUAUCUAACUUCUCUCAUAGGCUUUCUAUUACUUCAGUUAGAAAUCCUUAGGACCCUGGUCUUUGCCAUGUAUUCGUUCCUCACACUGAAGCUGAGUGAUCUUUAAAAGUUUCAAUAGCUGAGUAAAAAUUUUUCUUUGAAACUCACUGUUUAAAAAUGUCCCCGUGACCUCAGGACAAAGAUAAGACUUCUAAAUACACUUUUACAAGGCCCUUUAUCUCAAUAGCUCAUGACAGGCCCUCCUUGAAUGAAUUAAUGCUGUCUCUGUUUGGGGGUCUUCUUGCAGGCUUGCCCCAGAAAUCUCCUUUUCUUCCUCUACCUCUACCACUUUUUGACUAGGCUAAUUUGUAAGGGUUCUUCUGGAUUCAGUUUAGACACACUAACAUUGAAGGAACCGCUCUCCUUUGCCACUUUCCCCAUGUUCAAAAAGUUAUCACAGAAUUCAUCUCACUGUAACACACCAGAAAAGACUGCUUUUCCUCAAUGUAACCUUGUCUUGGCCACAUUAGCAUAUCAGUAUUCUCAUAAAGACUUUUCUCAGCAUGGGCACCAGUGGCUCCUGCCUGUAAUUCCAGCUCCUAGGGAGGCAGAGAUCAGGAGGAUCAUGGUUCGAGGCCACUGUGGACAAAAAGCA